This is a messenger RNA of Dentiscutata erythropus, 793 nucleotides long. The record is from the annotation of a GenBank genome assembly. NCBI's taxonomy places the organism in Eukaryota, Fungi, Glomeromycota, Glomeromycetes, Diversisporales, Gigasporaceae.
AUGAGUGACGCUACUAAUCCUCCUUCCAUAAACAUAGUUGUAUCAAUUGGUUUAGCCGCAGUAACAUUAAAUACCAUUUGUUCUAUAUAUGUCAUCUACAGAACAUUAAAUCGAUGGAGAGUGACAAAAAGACCUUUAUCAAUGUCUUUCAGAGUUCCCAUGUAUAUUGCGAUUACUGUGGUUGGUGGAUUAUUAUUUUUCGGUGUCUUAAAUAACAUGUCCUUAGUCGGAUCUCUAGCGCUCCUAACUUACUUUCGAACAUGUCAAAGAUGGUAUAUCAAUCUGGGAAAAUACGAUUACAAAUUAUUUGCAAUUAUCUCAUUAAUAUCCUUUAUACUAACUUUGAUUGGUGUUCCAAGCUUUGGUCCUGGUGGAUUCUGGUGCAAUGCUAAUCAUAUCAAUUCAGCAAUUCCUAUAAUACUCAUUAUUAUAAAUAACACGAUAAUAUUAAUCACACUUUUUUGCUAUAUCGCAACUUUACGUGAAGUAAAUUUUCAGCAAAAAGCUGUUCAAAAUAUUAAUACUCAAUCAAAACUCAGUCGUGUGGAAAUAAUUGUUACGAGAAAAAUUACCGGUUAUAUUUUAAUUUUCCUUUUACAAUGGACUCCUACAAUAUUUUAUGCUGUGGGCCAUAUUUUAGGUGUGUCUGGUAAUUUAGGAGGAGUGGGAAACAUGAUCUUAUUCCUUAUAAAUGAAAAGUGGAAAGAUGAUUUCAAUUCAUUAACUAUCAACUCUGAAACUCUUACCGGACAAAGUGAUGAAUGUAUUAAUAAUGGAAAUAUUUCACAUCUAA